Acanthopagrus latus (yellowfin seabream) is the source of this 1068-nucleotide messenger RNA. It is a transcript of the gene isy1, whose product is annotated as ISY1 splicing factor homolog. Gene Ontology annotation, biological process: mRNA 3'-splice site recognition; generation of catalytic spliceosome for second transesterification step. Lineage: Eukaryota; Metazoa; Chordata; Actinopteri; Spariformes; Sparidae. Bases 136 to 990 code for a protein of 284 amino acids. Gene Ontology annotation, cellular component: post-mRNA release spliceosomal complex; catalytic step 2 spliceosome; Prp19 complex. The transcript is spliced from 11 exons. The record is from RefSeq and is a predicted model, not a curated record.
GAGCCGGAAACAGCAGAAGAAGAGGGUGAAACACUUCCUGUUUGUUUCGGCGUGUGAAGCUCAGAGAGAAGUUAGCCUCAGUUAGCUUCAGCUCACAGCUCGAUUCUUCAUUAAAGUAGAUUAACAGCCGCAGAGAUGGCGAGAAACGCUGAGAAGGCCAUGACGGCGCUGGCCCGAUUCAGACAGGCUCAGCUCGAGGAGGGAAAAGUCAAGGAAAGGAGACCAUUUCUGGCAUCAGAGUGCAGUGAACUUCCUAAAGCUGAGAAAUGGAGACGACAGAUCAUCAGUGAGAUCUCAAAGAAGGUGGCUCAGAUCCAGAAUGCUGGUCUCGGGGAGUUCAGGAUUCGGGACCUGAAUGAUGAGAUCAACAAGCUGCUGAGAGAGAAAGGCCACUGGGAGGUUCGGAUCAAAGAGCUGGGUGGACCUGACUACGCUCGGGUCGGUCCGAGGAUGUUGGAUCAUGAGGGGAAGGAGGUUCCUGGUAAUCGAGGAUAUAAAUACUUUGGAGCAGCCAGAGACCUUCCUGGAGUCAGAGAGCUGUUUGAGAAGGAGCCUGCCCCGGCACUGAGGAAGACGAGGGCAGAGCUGAUGAAGGAUGUGGACGCAGAGUAUUACGGCUACAGGGACGAAGAUGAUGGAGUGCUGCUUCCUCUGGAGACCCAGUAUGAGAAGCAAGCUGUGAUGGAGGCGGUGCAGAAGUGGCGGUCAGAAAAGGAGUCUCGUCUGUCAGGAGAGAAGCAGCAGGAGGAGGACGAGGAGGAGGAGAGCAUCUACACCAUCCACAACCAAGAGGCCGAUGAUGAUGAGAGCCAGGAGGAGCAGGAUGGAGAGGAAGGCGGAGUCACCUUCAUCGCACAUGUACCUGUUCCCUCACAGAGAGAGGUGGAGGAGGCACUGGUCAGGAGGAAGAAGAUGGAACUGUUACAGCGUUACGCCAGUGAGACUCUUCAAGCUCAGAGUCAGACAGCCAAAACUCUGUUGGGACUAUAACAUCUGUCUACCUGUCUGUCUGAUGUACAUUUAGUUUUUCUACUCGACAUGUUUCUUAUUAAAAUGUUGCUCAGCUCA